AUUAAAGCCGCGCGGCYGGGCCCAGCGGAGCCCAGAGCUCCCCCCACCUGGGCCAGCGAACCUGGCCAUUCAGCCACCCGCUGUCGCUGCCGCGCGCCCUUGCGCCUCUGCCUGAGAAGCCAGGCGCUGCCUCUCCAUCCCAGACGAAGAUGGCAAAAGUGGCGAAGAACCUCAGCCCACGCUUGCAAAAGAUGUCCCUGGGCCAGCAGCAGGCGGCACGAAGCGUGACUUGUCUGAGAUGUAAGGGGAUGUGUUCAGGCUUCGAGCCACAUUCAUGGAGGAAAAUAUGCAAGUCGUGCAAAUGCAGUCAGGAGGACCACUGCCUAAGCUCCGACCUAGAAGAUGACCGGAAAAUUGGCCGCCUGCUGAUGGACUCCAAGUACUCCACCCUCACCGCCCGGGUGAAAGGCGGGGAUGGCAUCCGGAUUUACAAGAGGAACCGGAUGAUCAUGACCAACCCCAUUGCCACCGGGAAAGAUCCCACUUUUGAUACCAUCACCUAUGAGUGGGCUCCCCCUGGAGUCACCCAGAAACUGGGCCUACAGUACAUGGAACUCAUCCCCAAGGAGAAGCAGCCGGUGACAGGCACCGAGGGUGCCUACUACCGCCGCCGCCAGCUCAUGCACCAGCUCCCCAUCUAYGACCAGGACCCCUCUCGCUGCCGUGGACUCUUGGAGAAUGAGCUGAAAGUGAUGGAAGAAUUUGUCAAGCAGUAUAAGAGCGAGGCCCUGGGUGUGGGAGAAGUGGCCCUCCCGGGCCAGGGCGGCUUGCCCAAGGAGGAGGGGAAGCAACAGGAGAAGCCAGAGGGCACAGAGGCCGCGCCCACCACCAACGGCAGCCUGGGCGACCCGUCCAAGGAGGUGGAAUACUUCUGUGAGCUCUGCAAGGAAGCAGCCCCGGCCGACAGCCCCGUGGUCUACUCAGACAGGGCAGGCUACAGCAAGCAGUGGCACCCAGCCUGCUUCGUGUGUGUCAAGUGCUCCGAGCCGCUGGUGGACCUCAUCUACUUCUGGAAGGACGGGGCACCCUGGUGUGGCCGUCACUACUGCGAGAGCCUGCGGCCCCGGUGCUCUGGCUGCGAUGAGAUCAUCUUCUCAGAGGACUACCAGCGCGUGGAGGAUCUGGCCUGGCACCGGAAGCACUUUGUCUGUGAGGGCUGUGAGCAGCUGCUGAGUGGCCGGGCCUACAUUGUCACCAAGGGCCAGCUCCUGUGCCCCACUUGCAGCAAGUCCAAACGCUCCUGAGGAGCAGCCCKCCCACAGCCAGAAACCACCAGGUCCCUCUGAGAAGCCGAGGCCAUCCUCAGGAGCCGAUGGGACAGCCAGGAAGAAACAUAAACAGUGAUUUCUUUUUUUUUCCAGUGGGAAUAUAYGAAUAUUCUAGAUUGAGUGGUGAUGGAUCCUUGAGGGUCAGUAGUUGCAAAAYCAGAAAUAUUCUAAGAACUCUUAGAAUGGUUUGUUUUUGUGGUGGUGGUGGUUUCCCAGCUACAGCCUCCUAAAGACAUAGAUGGUACCCGGAGAGGGAGUCUAGGGGGAAUUUCCCAGAAUGCAGUUCUCUCCCUAGUGAGCCCGUCACGUAGCUGUAGGAUGUGAGCUGUGUUUUGGACAUGGGAGCUCCCCUGGGAACAGGCUGUGAUCCCAACUGUCACUUGUUGUCUCUUUCUUUCAAGUGGAAUUUGGAUUUUUAAAUAAACAACUAUUUUUGGCAUGAAAAA
Messenger RNA from Urocitellus parryii (Arctic ground squirrel), 1714 nucleotides. RefSeq names its product LIM and cysteine rich domains 1 (gene Lmcd1). The record is from RefSeq and is a predicted model, not a curated record. NCBI's taxonomy places the organism in Eukaryota, Metazoa, Chordata, Mammalia, Rodentia, Sciuridae. Gene Ontology annotation, cellular component: nucleus. Gene Ontology annotation, molecular function: transcription corepressor activity; zinc ion binding.